Strongylocentrotus purpuratus (purple sea urchin) is the source of this 824-nucleotide messenger RNA. RefSeq names its product zinc finger HIT domain-containing protein 1-like. Gene Ontology annotation, molecular function: nucleosome binding. Lineage: Eukaryota; Metazoa; Echinodermata; Echinoidea; Camarodonta; Strongylocentrotidae. Gene Ontology annotation, biological process: chromatin remodeling. Bases 184 to 750 code for a protein of 188 amino acids. The record is from RefSeq and is a predicted model, not a curated record. Gene Ontology annotation, cellular component: Swr1 complex. The transcript is spliced from 6 exons.
GUUUUAACUCGAUUGAGCCAGGGGAAGGAGACAAGGUCCUAAUUGCAGGCUUCCCAUAUUACCGAUCAUCACGUAAUAGAAAGUGCAGUAAACAUGGGAUCAUAACAAGCUGAGAUUAGAUUCACAGGCUUCUUCAACUAAGAUCCACUGGUCCACGAAAACUCAGCAGCCAGAGAAAAAUUUAUGGUAACCUGCCCUCUCUCGACAAGUUAUACACAUUGUGUUGAUCUUGACCGUGUUGUGUGUGGCUGGUACUGGUGUGAAAUCAUGAAAAUGCCGGCGAAAGAGCAAACGAGGGAAUCUGGUCGACAGAAGGAGCUAGCUCAGAGGAGAGUUCUUGACUCCUUCACCCGAGCCAAGCGAUUACGACGACAGCUAGAAGCCCUUGAACAAGACAACUUUCAAGAAGACCCUCACGCAAACCUGGUCCUUCUCAAGAAGAAACUUCCUCAGUUUGAUUCCAAUGAAGACACCCCUACCACUAAGAAGAGAAAGAAGAGAGGAGAUCAUUUCAAGCAGAGGUUUAGAAAGACAUUUCACAUGUUGGUAGAGGAAGAACAGCUGAGUAUGAAUGAACCUCCAAACUACUUGACCUGCUGUAUGCCACACUCACCAGCUCCGCAGAGGAAGUUCUGUGCUGUCUGUGGGUUCCCAUCUAACUAUACCUGUGUGGCUUGUGGAGCUCGGUACUGCUGUACUAAGUGUCUAGGGACUCAUUUGGACACCAGGUGUCUGAAGUGGACUGCAUGAUGUAAGCAAACAGAAUCAUACUUUGAAGACAUCUAACCGAGGUUGGUUGAAGGGAUCAUGUCUGCUCAGGCGUG